Molecule: messenger RNA, 1383 nt
Organism: Sclerotinia trifoliorum
Lineage: Eukaryota; Fungi; Ascomycota; Leotiomycetes; Helotiales; Sclerotiniaceae
Source: the annotation of a GenBank genome assembly
ACAAUAAUAGCUGUAUUACUUCGUACAACACCCAAGAACAACGAAAGACUUGUGAUUGAAUACCUGCCUAUCCUUUCCUCUACCAUAUAUCAAGGUUCACAACCCCAUAAAGAACUCUUUGCAUUCAAUCUUGCAACUGCUUUCCAAAAAUCAUAUCGUUCACAUAACCUUAUGAUUAUUAUGUCAUUCUCCAAUAUCUAGACUGACAUUCCACAAUCAAAUCUGCUCAACUUCCCAUUUCACACUUAAUAAUCAAACUGUCUUAAUCCUCAAAUUCAGAUUUUUCAAGCAGUCAAGCCAAUUUAUCUCUUAAUUUCAGAUCCAAUAAGCAAAUCUGCCCAAUGUUGCAAAUGAUCCAUUCCGAAAAUGAUGAGCGCCGAACGCGAGUCUCGGGAACCUCACAGCCAUUCACGGCUGCGGCUCAUGCUUCCGAUGGUAGACGACAUCUCCUUCUGGCAGCUAGUGGGUCUGUCGCAACCAUCAAAAUUCCCAAUAUCCUAGCUGCUUUGUCGCCUUAUAUCGGUCUUUCCAUAUGUGUAAUCCUCACCAAAUCUGCCACCAAUUUCCUUCAAGGUCAAAGCAUUGAACAACCACACAUCGAUACUUUCUAUCGAUAUCCCAAUGUACAAGGAGUAUUUCUGGACGAGGAAGAAUGGGUUCAUCCUUGGAAACGAGGCCAGAGUAUUUUGCAUAUUGAGUUGAGAAGAUGGGCGCACAUUCUUGUUAUUGCGCCAUUGAGUGCCAAUACCAUGGCGAAGAUUACAGGUGGAUUUUGUGAUAAUUUGCUUACUAGUGUGGUGAGAGCUUGGGACACUACGGGGGAAUUGGAUCCUCCUGCCGACGAGGAGGAGCGUGUUUUCUGGGAUCAGAAGAGGAUUAUCGUGGCCCCAGCGAUGAACACUGCCAUGUGGAGACAUCCCAUCACGAAGAGCCAAAUUAAGAUAUUGGAGAAGGAAUGGGGUAUUGGUCCUGAUGGAGAUGAUGGUGAAGAUUAUGAUUAUGAUGGAUGGUUUGAGGUUUUAAGGCCUCAGGAAAAGGAAUUGGCUUGUGGGGAUAUUGGAGAUGGAGCUAUGAUAGAUUGGAAGGAGGUUGUGGAGGUAAUUGUGAAGAGGUUCUAUUUGGAGCUCCCUUGAGAAACGAGGGGCUGGCGAAUUUCUGGCAAGGAUUUUGAAACCAUCAUUCGAUUUUACAUGAAUGGCAGAUAUCUUGAGAACCGUUAUGGUAUUCAUGAGCGGUUUUGGCGUAAGAUUGGCGCAGGAAAUGCAAUUCAUCUGAUUCACCAGGUAUUUUCUGGAUUUUGGCUGCCGCGGGUAGGCCUUGGGACGUUCAGCUUAAUGAUGUAGCUUGUAUUUAAUAUCUAUAUUCAAAGUGCUGAGUAUCUAG